AUGCACGCAAAGUACGGCGAGGCACUGGCACUGGUAAAGUCAGGUUCCCUGACACAGAAGGUGGUCGUCCUGGGAGGCGAAGGCUUUGGCGGAGCAGGAUGCGAAUACGGAAAGGAGUGA
Parastagonospora nodorum SN15 is the source of this 120-nucleotide messenger RNA. RefSeq lists its product as hypothetical. The record is from RefSeq and is a predicted model, not a curated record. Lineage: Eukaryota; Fungi; Ascomycota; Dothideomycetes; Pleosporales; Phaeosphaeriaceae. The transcript has 2 exons. Bases 1 to 120 code for a protein of 39 amino acids.